Molecule: messenger RNA, 696 nt
Organism: Hypoxylon fragiforme
Lineage: Eukaryota; Fungi; Ascomycota; Sordariomycetes; Xylariales; Hypoxylaceae
Exons: 1
Coding region: 53-673 (206 amino acids)
Source: RefSeq, a predicted model, not a curated record
CUAUAAUGAAGCUUGUGACCUAUACCGAAGCGGUAGGAUAACCGGAAAGGUGAUGACUCCCAGAUCCCCGUUAGCGCAGACGAUCGAGAAGCAGAUCAAAAUGGUGUUGGAAAUGACUGUUCCCAUAAAGUCUCAAUACAAGGGCCCCUAUGUCCCGUCCACGAGCCGCACUAUGGAUCGCCUCGCGUACCCAAGUUUUGUCAUCGAGCUCGAUAAACCUGGAAAUCUCGACAGGAAAGCCACGUCUGACCUCGGGGUAUUCUGGGGAGUCGCGCAGCUACUCAAUGCCCGCACCACGUGCGAGCUGGAUUGGUUGCUUGAAGCCGGUGAGCGGGCUAACUAUAGCCUCAGGGCCUAUUACUGCGGCAACGAUCCACCGAACCCCGGCACGAUUGAGUUCCGCGAGGCAGCUGGCACUGUUCAGGGACAGUGGGUUGAGACCUGGGCCAGGAUCUGUACUGGGCUCAUAAUCUUUGCCCUUUACUCGCCGGUGGACAGCUACGUCAAUGUUCUUCACAAUAUAGACCGGGCUGCGAGAGGUGGAGUGCCUUACGAUGUGGUCGAUCUUCUGGAUCAGUGUGGCCUCGGCGCUGAAGUACUACGCUUCGUGCAGGCCCGACUCACGACGUAUAAAGAUCGAUGGGGCCUGAAGUUUGUUCCGAAAACCUCCUGAAGGUAGUGACUAGGUAGGUGUCU